AUGAAGGUUAUUGUGAUAUUAUAUUUCAUUGCCUUAAUUAAUGCUUCUCUUUGUAGUAAUGGGCAAUGGUUUGAUGGUCAGAAGUGUAUUGCAUGUUCUUCCUAUUGUACUGAAGGUUGUGAUGAAACUUUUGGAUGUAAAAGUUGUCAAAGUGGAUAUUAUCUUAAAAAUGGAGAUUGUGUAAAAUGUGAUUCCAAGUGUGCAUCAACAAAUGAUUGUGUAGAAGAUUAUGGAUGUGUUAAAUGUACUGUAGGAACAUAUUCUGUUGAUGGAAAUUGUCUUCCUAUUUCUGAUAAAUGUGAUUCAGCAGAAGGUUCAUCUAAUCAAAUCUUUGGAUGUUUGAAAUGUGUUGAAGGAUAUUAUGCUAAGAAUGGUGAUUGUGUCGAAAAACCAAAACAAUGUAUUGAAUUUGAUCAGUCAAGUGGAUGUACUAAAUGUAGUACUGGAUAUUAUGCACGUAAUGGUGAUUGUGUUGAAUGUGAUAAGAAAUGUACAUUAUGUGAUGGAAGUACAGGAAUUUGCCAAGUUUGUGGAGGAAAUACUUAUCAAACAGGAACUACUGUCUGUACUUAUUGUGAUGAAUAUUGUUCUAACUGUGAUAAUACUGAACAAAAAUGUUUAGGAUGUCAAGCUGGAAGAUAUCUUAAUUCUACUACUAAUACUUGUAUGUUAUGUCCUAGUAAUUGUGAGGUUGAUUCUUGUUCAGAUGGAGUUGGGUGUAAAAAAUGUAAAAAAGGAUUCUUCUUACAUAAACAAAAUGCAUGUAUUGCUUGUCAAUCUAGUUGUAAUGAAUGUGAUAGUCAAGAAGGGUGCAAACAAUGUAAGGAAGGUUAUACUUUGAAUAAAGAUAAAGGUAUUUGCAGUGGUGCUACAACUAUUCUUUCUUUAUUGCUUGUUGCUCUUUUAAUCGUUGCUUUCUAA
Molecule: messenger RNA, 921 nt
Organism: Entamoeba dispar SAW760
Lineage: Eukaryota; Evosea; Mastigamoebida; Endamoebidae
Exons: 4
Coding region: 1-921 (306 amino acids)
Source: RefSeq, a predicted model, not a curated record